Molecule: messenger RNA, 1352 nt
Organism: Ficedula albicollis (Collared flycatcher)
Lineage: Eukaryota; Metazoa; Chordata; Aves; Passeriformes; Muscicapidae
Gene: JCHAIN
Product: joining chain of multimeric IgA and IgM
Exons: 4
Coding region: 1-480 (159 amino acids)
Biological process (GO): humoral immune response
Cellular component (GO): pentameric IgM immunoglobulin complex
Molecular function (GO): immunoglobulin receptor binding
Source: RefSeq, a predicted model, not a curated record
AUGAAGAACUCUUUGUUGCUGUGUGUUGCCUUGGCUGUCUCCUUGGGGAUCAUCCUUGUGGCAGGUUACCCAGUGAGCCCCAAAGAUGAGGAGUACGUGCUGGUCAAUAAUAAGUGUCAGUGUGUAACAGUGACCUCCAAGUUUGUCCCCUCCAAAGAAAAUCCUGAUGAAGAAAUCCUGGUGAGAAACAUCCGCAUUAUAGUCCCCCUGCAGGCUCGGGAGAACAUCUCCGACCCCUUGUCCCCACUCAGGACCACUUUUAUCUAUCGCAUGAGCGAACUCUGCAGAAACUGUGAGCCCGCAGAAGUUGAGCUGGGCGGGGUGAUGCACCAGGUGCAGCAGGGUAACUCGUGCGAGGAGCCGCAGACGUGCUACAUGUACGACAGGAACGAGUGCUACAGCUCGCCCGUGCCGCUGCUGUACCACGGGGAGGUGCGGCACGUCCCGGCAGCCCUGACUCCCGCCUCCUGCUUCGCCUAGUAGCUCGGCUCUGCUGUGGCACAGCCCCGCAGCACCGCUGUUCCCACCCAAAUGCAUUAGAGCACCGCAGCAGCUGGAUGGCAGCGCCCCAAACGGCAGCUCCUGCAGCAGCCCCCCUUGGCUCUUCCCACUGCACCCUCAGACCCGCGCCAUCUCCCAGCAGCAGCUCCUGCUCUCCAUCUCCCUUCUCACCUCCCUGCAAUGCCACGCUGUGUCUCAGGCCAUUGAGCCCGAUCCCCAGCAGAUACAAGGCAGCCAUUCCCCACAAGUCCAGGGAACUACACUCGUUUCCAUGGGGAAGCUGUCCUUCCCAGUCUCCUGUGUCUCCCCCAGCAAGGCAGCCAUCAGCAGCAGUGUCUGUGCCCUUCCCUCCCUGAGCACAACCUUCAUACAAGGCUUUGGAUGGCAUUAGCAGCAUUUAUGCCCUUAGAAGAGAGUUGUAAAACCACAGUUGAGAGAAAAGAUGAGGACCCUUCUAGCACCUGGACAUCUGCAAGCUUCCAGCAAGUUGUCCCAGAUAAAGAGAAGAUCAAAAGACACUGCUACCCUGAAGUGUUUUGCAAAGUUGCCAAGCCUUCAACUGUGCCGGGAAUACUCAGUUCUUCUGGGAGAUGUUGGGCAUUUCACUUUCCCUACUGCUUCACUGGUACUGCUGCCUUCUUCCACCCCUGCUCCUGCUUCAAGUGGUGAAAAACAAAAAAUCAGGUUGGCUCAGAUUACUUGUUCCUCAUCCUGCAUUUAAAACCUCAAAAAAUUCUAUGAAUGCAAUAUGAACUGCUAGAGCACGACCCUAGUUCAUGAUUCAGAAUUGGAGUAAUGAAACAGCAAAAACCUUAUUCCCACAAUUGUAGUUUUGUUAGUGAAACAUUCAA